Trichobilharzia regenti is the source of this 5890-nucleotide messenger RNA. The record is from the annotation of a GenBank genome assembly. NCBI's taxonomy places the organism in Eukaryota, Metazoa, Platyhelminthes, Trematoda, Strigeidida, Schistosomatidae.
UACCACCAAUUGUCUCCAGCCAUCAUUGCUUCCUACCAUCCCGAGGACAUCAACCAGACACCAGUCGACACAUCGCUACCUGACUGACUAGUGAGCUAGUUCAAACUAACUAUUGUGGAUUUCAUUGCCCGGCGAAAACAGGUUUUCUCGUUUGACCAUCACUGCCUCUUUUCCAACUUGAUCCAUUACAUGCCAGCAGCUAACACUACCCACCCAACCCGUCAAGGAAGGCGAUUGGUGGCUACACAUUCGUAACACAUGUACUAAUCAUCUCAAUCGAUUUAACUUCACAACCUCGUGGACUAAUUUUACCUCCCCAACUAGAAUUUGACUUCCAACCAUAACAAUACUUGCCAUGUGUUAUUCCAGCUAACAGCGGAACACCGACACCUAUGAUCAAAGACAACUAACCGGCCUUUUCAUGUCUUCCACAUCCAAUGACCAUGUCUAACUCAUCACAGCUAUAAAUUGGCGGCUAAUGUCAAACUAGCCGUCUCCACGAUGAUCAUCGGCAUCACUAUUUCCCAGCAGUUAGAAUUCAUACGUGAUGAUUGAAUCUCAUCCCAAUGGUUGAAUAAUCACAAGCGACCUCGCCUCGUUAUUUUUAAAGCCCUAAUUGCAUAGAGAAAUGUCAAUGCUUAUGUCGGUUAGUGGAUGAAAUCUACAAUAAACAGUCUGCUAUUCAUUCAAACGACAAGAUAGAGAGAAAAAGGUAAUGAUAAUUACUAACCAACCAACCAACUAACCUUAUGACGUUUUUACACUUUAACAAGUUCACAACAUAGCUCUGCGUUGUCAUGCAUGUCUCUGUCUGUCUGUUUUCGACAUAAAACUUUGCACAAAUGUAAGGAAGUUCAAGUCGCCACACUCCAUGUAGCACACAAAGUAAGAGAAGAAAGUAUUUGAUGAUUUGUCGGUUUCUUUUUGAUUUAGUCUUGUUUUGUUGAAACCAUGAGAUAUUACGCGUUCUUGUCGUAUCAUGAAUAUGUAGUGCACAUUGUACCUUUGAACUUUUGUUUAAACUGACUCACCCACGGUGAUCCACGUUUUACCUUUUGACUUGUGAGUCUUCCUUACGUUCAUAGGUUCGCUCUCUUGUUGUGCUCUCCUUCUGCACACUCUCCGAGCCUACCUCCAGCAACGUCUGCAGAUAAGUUGUACGACUUCUUUAUUUAUUGAAUUUUAUAUUUCGUCGAAUAAAAUAUAAUUCUCCCAGGUACUCUUGUCACAUCAAGUCUUUUUACAACGAUACAGUUCGUCAGUAUUUGCGCGUCCAGUAGUGUACUGCUAAGCUUAGCAGGUCGCCAAAACGGUGAAGAAGUUUGUAAGGGUGUUUAGAGUAUAGGUCCACUCUAAGCCGUAGUAGAACUCUUACAAGUGGUGAGCCCGUUUUCACCGUUUUCCGCUAUAGUAGUUUAACGUGUUAACGAUUCUUUUUACGUACCGUUUAUUUUGUUAUUUUUUUUCCUUUCACGCACGGUUAUAAAGAUUCGAUUUGUUUUCUUUGUACUUAUAUUGGUUUUUUUAUCACCUUGUUAAUAUUGUGCCCUGUGUGCAAGAUGGCUGACAACAGUUCUGCGUCAGAGAUGGCUAUAACGCUGCAACUCCCCGCCUUCUGGACACAUCGUCCAGCUGCAUGGUUUAAUCAUAUAGAGGCUCAGUUUGCCAUUAGACACAUACACUCACAAGAGACCAAAGUAAACCACGUGAUUGUGAGCCUACCCGAAAGUGUCAUAGACGAGGUGGCUGACGUUCUCGCAGAUCCGUCUCCGGAUCGGUACGAGCGGCUCAAGCAGGCGUUAAUUCAACGAGUCGCACUUACUGACCAACAGAAAGUGCAGGAACUUUUCCGCGAUGUUCAGUUAGGUGACCGCAAGCCCUCACAAAUGUUGAGGCAGAUGAAGCAGCUAGUGGCGGACUUUAAAAUUGACGAGGUUUUUCUCAAACAACUUUGGCUUCAAAGAUUACCUCAGGCAGUCCAGGGUAUCUUAGCACCGAUCUACAAGUACCCCUUACAGGAGAUAGCCGAGGCAGCUGAUAGAGCCGUAGAGGCCAUCAAUCCCAAAAUUGGCAUUUCCGCAACAGUAACUGCUGCUCCCGCUCAGACUAAAGAUUCGUCUGAUGGGGGGUCAUCAAGCUUUGACGCGGUGGCCCAUAUUGCCAAGCUAUACGAGGAGAUCUGUAGUAUCCGACAGGAGAUGAACUCCAGGAGUCGUGGACGCAGUCCCUCAAGUUCGCGCAGUAGCAGACCCUUGCCACGUGCUAGCAGCAAGCGCCGACAGUCCCGAAGUAACCAGCCUGGAGUGUGCUGGUAUCAUCGACGUUACGGAGCAAAAGCCCAAAAGUGCACUCGCCCGUGCACCUUCGAUGUUCAACAGUCGGGAAACUAGCAAGCCAGCACGUACUGGCGACUAACGUCGCUGGCGAACCACUCUCAUGUCGCCUCUUCUAUGUUACCGACCGUAACACUGGGAUACGCUUCCUAAUUGAUACCGGAGCAGAGGUCAGUGUAAUCCCACCCACAGUAGAGGAGCGCAGGCGGCCAAUGUCUCUUCAACUACGAGCCGCAAACGGUUCGCCAAUUGCUACGUUCGGCAGGCGCUUUAUAGAUCUUAACAUCGGUUUGCGUCGUUCACUUCGUUGGGUCUUCCUGGUGGCAGACGUUACCACAGGUAUAAUUGGCAUGGAUCUAUUGCAGCACUACCAAUUACUGGUAGAUACAGGUAAUCAUAAGUUAAAAGAUCCUGUCACAAACCUCUCCGUCAGCGGUAUUGUCACACAAGGCCCAGCCCUCAGCCCGGUAUAUGCCACACCCACUAGCACUGGUCCUUAUUCGCAUAUACUGCAGUCUUUUUCAGAUUUGUUCAAACCUAGCAGCGGCCUGCCAUGUGCGACUUCCAACGUCAAACACCAUAUUGUCACUACUGGCCCGCCAGUUUUCGCAAAGCCGAGGCGACUAUCCCCAGAAAAACUAAAGGUUGUCAAAGCGGAGUUUGAGCAUAUGCUGGAAAUGGGGAUUAUUAGGCCAUCCAGCAGCCCGUGGUCCUCACCGUUGCACCUGGUACCUAAGAAUAACGGUUUAGAUUGGCGUCCUUGUGGCGACUACCGCAGACUAAACGCACAAACUGUUCCCGAUCGCUACCCUGUCCCGCACAUACACGAUUUAACCGCCUCACUCAAGGGAGCUCGAGUAUUCAGCAAACUGGACCUUACACGGGCUUACUACCAGAUUCCCGUCGACCCCGAAGAUAUACCUAAGACUGCUGUGAUUACACCGUUUGGCCUGUUCGAGUUUCUUCGAAUGCCUUUUGGCUUACGGAACGCUGCACAAACCUUCCAGCGUUUUAUACAUGACGUUUUGCGCGGGCUUGAUUUCGCCUUCGCCUAUCUGGACGAUAUCUUGGUAGCUAGUCCAGAUGAAGCCACUCAUCAACUUCAUUUGCAGACAGUUUUCCAAAGACUUGUGACACACUCCCUCACACUCAACUUGCCGAAGUGUCAGAUUGGAGCCACUUCCCUGAAAUUUUUGGGACAUAGGAUAGACAAAGAUGGAAUUUAUCCGUUACCUGACCGGGUAGAAGCUAUUCAAAACUUCCCUCUACCCACUUCUCCCAAGGCACUACGCACCUUUCUCGGGAUGGUUAGUUACUACCGUCGCUUUAUCCCACAGUGUGCUCAUAUCGUGACCCCCUUGACUGACAUGCUUAAAGGGAAAUGCAAGUCUUUGGUGUUCACUAAGGAAGCCUCGACAGCUUUUGCAGCUAUCAAGAAAGCUAUUGCUGACGCCACAAUGUUGGUCCAUCUAGAUGUUCAACUUCCAAUCAGCAUCUCCGUAGAUGCCUCUAAUACUGCGAUCGGAGCCGUCCUUCAACAGCGUAUGGCUAAUGUAUGGCUACCGAUUGCUUUCUUUUCACGUAAACUUACCGCAUGCGAAUCUCGAUACAGCACAUUCGGUAGGGAACUUCUCGCUGUCUACGCUGCUGUCAAGCAUUUUCGUCACUUCGUGGAAGGCCGGCAAUUUACGGUAUUUACCGACCAUAAGCCAUUGACGUACGCCCUCCACACUACUUCAGACCGGUAUUCACCGCGAGAAUCACGCCAUUUAGACUAUAUUUCCCAGUUCACUUCUGAUAUCCAGCACGUUUCUGGAUCGGAUAACGCGGUAGCAGACGCUUUGUCUCGCGUAUGUGCUACGUCCGUACCACCAACCAUCGAUCUUCAUAAAAUGGCCGAACUCCAACUGAACGAUUUGAACUUAGAACACCUGUCAAAUAAAACCUCACUGAAAAUAGAACGCGUCCCCUUGCUAAACAGUGAGGCAACUAUACUUUGCGAUAUGUCAACUGGUACUCCUCGACCGAUUGUUCCCACGUCUUUACGCCGAACUGUGUUUGAGUCACUCCACAACCUCUCCCAUCCUGGCAUACGAGCAACGGACAAGUUGAUUUCUGCGAGAUUUGCGUGGCCCGGUAUGAACCGUGAUGUGCGUCAAUGGACACGUGCUUGUGUGCAAUGCCAACGUGCUAAAGUCACCAAGCAUAACAUCACGCCGUUGGGGACGUUUGCGACCCCAGACGCUCGGUUCCAUCAUAUCCACCUGGAUAUAGUAGGGCCUCUGCCCCCGUCUAACGGCUGCUCGUAUUUACUCACAUGUGUGGAUCGUUUCACACGUUGGCCGGAAGCCAUUCCGAUACCAGAUGUAACGGCUCAAACCGUCUGUCGUGCCUUCAUGGAUGGCUGGGUUGCCCAUUUUGGAUGUCCCGCAACUGUCACUACCGACCGCGGACAACAAUUUGAAUCCACAAGCUUCAAAGAAUUGUUAGAGAUGCUGGGAUGCAAACGCAUUCGCACAACCGCGUAUCAUCCCGCGGCAAAUGGCCUAGUAGAACGUUUCCACCGUCAACUCAAAGCUGCGUUGAUGGCAGUGGACAACAGUAAGUGGACAGAUUCGCUACCACUGGUCCUGCUUAGCAUCCGGGCUACGCUUAAGGGGGAUCUGCAGUGCUCGCCAGCUGAAUUGGUGUACGGUACCACCAUGCGUUUACCAGGCGAGCUAAUCGCUCCCGAAACUUUCGAGCCAAAUUUCCCGGAUACCACCCGUUACGCUCAGCAACUUAAAAGUUUUAUGCAGCGACUCCGACCAGUUUCCACACGCACUCAGAACCGAAAGGUUCAGGUUGAUCGGCGACUUGAUGACUGUACACACGUUUUCGUGCGUCACGACGCCAUACGAAAGCCAUUACAACCACCGUAUGACGGGCCUUUUAAGGUCCUUAGUCGUAAAGAUAAAUUUUUCGUUAUUGACCGAUGCGGCCGCCCAGACACUGUCAGCAUAGACAGACUUAAAGCGGCAUACACUGAAGAACCUUCACCCUCCCCAUCGGCUCAAUCAAAUAGCCCCACUGAACCUAGUCCUUGUCCAGACUCAACUACCUCACCUCCGGUGGUGAAUGAUGAUUCUCCUACCGUCACCAGUAAGACCCCGGUCACACGUGCUGGUCGACGUGUUCACUGGCCCAAGAGGUUCGUAGAAUUCUUUCACUGAACUAAUCCAUAGGUAAGGCUACUAGUGAUUUUUUAUUCCUUGUCACAAUUUCUUAUUCAAUUCUGCUAUAUUUAAUCUAUUUGGUCCCGCUUCUGGGAGUAGUCGUUUUAACCCUCACUAAUCCUUUUAAUCUUUAUCUCUCGUUACAGAGGACCAGCAGCAGUUUGUUUUUACCCCUAAUUUUUCAUAUCAAUCUACUCGCUAGAUCAGUUGGCGUCUCAUGUCAUCUUGUAACCCACACCAAAAGAGGAAUUAUGAAUAGUAUAUUACCUUUCCAAAAAAAAAAUUUAAUUAUUAUGUAAAAAAAAAAUUUUAUAAAAUAUAUUUAAAAAAAAAGUAAAAAAA